Cuscuta campestris is the source of this 2414-nucleotide messenger RNA. Lineage: Eukaryota; Viridiplantae; Streptophyta; Magnoliopsida; Solanales; Convolvulaceae. The record is from the annotation of a GenBank genome assembly.
UCUUCAUCCGAUUAUGAAAAAAGAUCUCUCAUUUUUCGUUAUUUCGCCACGAGUUGUUAUCAAUGGUGGCAACAAGGUGAAAAAGAAGAAACCGAAUUCUCCCGACACCGGACCCGGACCCGACGACAACGUGUAAACCGAGUUCGAGCGGCUGCCCACACUUUACUUCUCAAUGACUACUUUAAUACUCCGUGUGUUUAUACACUGGGGGAUUUUAGUAAUCGUUUUCGGAUGAGUCGUCCUCUCUUUUUACGCAUACUCGCCGAUGUUGAGUGCGAGGUGCCUUGGUUCACCCAACGCUUUGACACGAGAGGCCGACGCGGGAUUAGUAGUGUCCAGAAGUGCACUGCCGCGCUUCGCCAGAUGGCGUACGGGACGACAUCUGAUAUGUUCGACGAAUACUUGAAGAUGUCAUCUCAGAGCAUCAGUCCGCUCAGUGCAUUGGUGUCAUCGGUCGUGGCUGGAGGCAGUAAGGAUUUCCAGAAGCAGCUUAUGGAUGCCGGAGUUUAUGGGUAUUUGCAGAGGUUUGCCGUCAUAUGCGACCGGAGUGGAAGCCAAAAGGUACAGUAGUCGCAUCACUUUGGACCGCACAUUUCGCCCAUUAGCUUCCUGCAUACUCUUUCUACGGAUGACACGGUGAAGCUUCCCGCAUACAGUUUCUUUUGAAGAAAGAAAAUUUCAACCUUAUUUAUAAAGAAGUACAUAUCUCGAUCGUAGCAUUUUGUUACUAAAAUUCCGCCGGAUCAGCGGAUCUUCGCCUGGAAGCAGCUUGAAGACGGCCGGACCCUUUCCGACUACAACAUCCAAAAAGAUAAAAAUUAGAUCGGGUUUGGCUUCUAGACUUCUCAAGCUAUGCUCAAUAUGUGUUCGAAGAAUUGCCUCACAGAGUAACAGAGAUGUAUGGUCCAGGAAAUCAGCAAUGGCAUCUUAAGGCAGAAGUUUGUUCGGGGUAUUUUUGCCAAAUUCACAAAACGAGUGAUGCCCUGAGGAGGAUAGUGGUGGCUUGGAUGGGUAUGGAGGAAGCAGUGUUCAAAGGUCCCGGGGACUUCGGACGAACAAGGUGGGAGACAAUAACGCCGGCUAACCUUCAACCCUAGCCUCGCUGGAUUCUGGCGGCACGGAGGGGCUUUGACCGGAAAUUACAGUGCAUCGAUUGGUCUGCGAUCAAUGAGAAGUCAACGAGCUCAACCAGCUCCGGCCAAAUACUCUAACGGUAGAAGCCAGAUUUCAUCUCAAUCUCCUAAAAGCAUGAAAAAGAUCCGGCUAAAGCAUGGGUGUAUGGUAUAUAGACAAGACGGACGAUAUUAGAAGCGAAAUUGGUUGAAAAUGCUAUUUGGAAGGAAGAGUUGCAUCAGUUGCUGGUCUAAAAUUAGUUCUAGGAUGAUUUGGCUAUUCUUUUAUAGGGCGGCAGAGAGCUUAUUCAAGUCCAAAGGACUAUUUUUGGUCUUUGGUCCUCUCUCUGCAAACUGGGCGACGAAAACCUUUGCCAGCCAAGGGUUUCAAAAGUAGCCAGGACGACAACAAUUGGAUUUCACUGGGGCGAAGAAGGUCAGGUUCUUACACAACUUUAAUUUCAAAUUCAAUUUAAUUUGGCUCCAAAAAAUGGAUUCAGACUGAGUUUAUGGACUCCGUUCCUAGGCAGAGGUUGAUAGAGUUGGACAUAGGCAGUAAUCUACGGUCAUAUAUCUUUCUUUGUUCAUAUUUAUUUUAUAUUUUUAAUUUUAUCUGAAACCUCAAAAUGAAUUUGCUGAAUGUUGAUGCAUCUUGACCGAAUAUUAAGUAAUGUUCUCUUCUCUUUUGUAUUAGCUUUUUUUAUUUAUAGGUUUGUUUAGAAAUUAUGCACUAUGAAUUUUAAAAUGCGCAUAUGAUGGUUUAUCAAGAGGGUAUGUGGCUACAUUGAGUUAUUACAUUUUGUGUUUCAUUUUCGUGUCUUUAAUGAGAUUGUAGAGGCAAAGCUGAAUUCAACACUCAAGAUUAUUUUGACUUUUUAUGAGAUUGUAGGGAUGAAAUUGAGAUGAAUACUUCACUUGAUUCAUCAGUUUGUGUGUUGAGGCAUAUGGAAGGACUAUGUGAUAUUCAUGUUGAGGUAGAGUUUACCAUAUAAUUUUUUUGGUUGUAUUAAUUUUUCAUUCUUAAUAGAGUGAAAACUCGCUCAUAUUCUUUUACCUUUGUAUCAAAAGCUAUACCUAUAUAUCUCUAUUAACUUCUUUAGGAAGGUUUGAAUGUCAAUGCCUGAACUCACCGCCUCCCCUUUCCUUGAAAAAAUUCACAAAAACUUUCUGGUGCAAUCCAAGAAAAAUAGGAAGAGGCUUGGGUCUUUUUAAUUACUAUCUCUUUUGAUAGCUUUCCCUCCUGUUGAAAUGAGUUGAUUUCAGUUUUACUAAGACACUUAUUAAAAAAUAUUCUCUAUCUUA